Bactrocera latifrons is the source of this 3073-nucleotide messenger RNA. It is a transcript of the gene mus312, whose product is annotated as structure-specific endonuclease subunit SLX4. NCBI's taxonomy places the organism in Eukaryota, Metazoa, Arthropoda, Insecta, Diptera, Tephritidae. The coding region runs from base 20 to 2992 and encodes 990 amino acids. Gene Ontology annotation, biological process: DNA replication; interstrand cross-link repair; meiotic DNA double-strand break processing. Gene Ontology annotation, molecular function: enzyme binding. The record is from RefSeq and is a predicted model, not a curated record. The transcript is spliced from 6 exons. Gene Ontology annotation, cellular component: nucleus; Slx1-Slx4 complex.
UCAAAGAUAAAACUUUCUAAUGGAUCGGGAAACUCGGAAAGCUAAUUUAAGGAAACUCCGGUUGUCCGGAAUUAAACAUGAUGAAUCCAGUACAAGCGGUAGUUUACGGAAAACUAAAUCGACCAACGGAUUGUUAUCAAAGUAUUUUAAAGUACCUAAAGUAAAUGAAGUUAUUCAAGGAAAUGAACCAGAAUCAAAUGAGGUUGUGCAUUUGGAAAACACAUGUUCAAUAAGAGGCUUGAUUAAUACUGAGCAAGAAAAUUUACAAGCAAUAAACCAGCAAAGUGAAACCCAGUUGAAAACAAAUGGAAGAAAACGGACCAGUUUACGAAAAUUUAUUUUGACGGGGGAAACAAACCUGUAUCAAUGUUCCAAAGAUAAUAAUGAAGACAACUUUGAGGUUCCUAUAAAGAAAACUAAGACACGAACUAAUUUGAAACGUAAAAAUAAUUCCCCCCGAAGCAAAAGAUCGCUUUCUAGGGGCCAGCAGAAUAUUAAAACUUUGCUCAUGCGAAAUGAAGUUAUGUUUUCGGAGAUUACGUCUCAACAAUGCAGACUUGAUAAUUUUAGUGCUGAUGAAAUACACCUCGCACUUGCAUUGUCUAAAUCACAAGUGGAAACCCAUGGUUCGUCAAACUUUGCAGAUCAGCGAGUUGAAAAUAACCAAGCAAAUUUGGAAAACGUUCAAAAUAUAUUAGGUCAAUAUGGUUUUCGCCCAUGUGGCUUAGAAGCCUAUAACAGUUUAAGCACCGCAUUAUUGCCUGGUUCAAAUCGGAGAGGUAGAAAUAAAUGGAUCAACAAAUAUACAUCACUAACAUUACGAGAUUCUAAACUACAAGCUAAGAAAGUACAAUCUAAAAUAGACUUUUUAAUGAGCCAAGAAUGGAAGGACAAACAAUUGUUUUUAUCUGAAACUCAUUCAGAACCAUAUGCGUUAUUUAGUUAUAACCUGCAAAAGCUUAAACCAUCCAAAGCAAUUACUAAAGCAUUUGAAAAUGAAGAUAGAAUAAACCUUGAAAGUUUUUAUGUAAAAAAUCUCUUUGACGUCAACCACGUACAAGCCGGCUAUUUGUUAAAAAACUGGCAUGCUAUAGAAGGGCGUGAAUUGUCUCCUCAAAAAGCUAACCAAGGUCAAAACAAAUCAAAUACAUUUGUUAAUCUCAUGAAUCAGUCGUUUAUAAAUUUGGAAGAACACUUCGGAGUGAAAAAAGUUUUAAUUUCCACAUUUCAACCUGAAAAAAGUUCUAUACUUUCCGAUGAUAACUUUCGUGAUCCUACGGGUUCGACAAUUAGAACUGAUAUUGAAAAAUGUAGUGAUCAUAUUCAAGACAACCUCGAAAAUUGCAAUAAUAAUGAAAAUUUUGUGGAAAACAAAACGGAGUGCAUUGAACAUAAACAUGUUUUAUCAGACCACGGCACACCUCUAAUCGAAAAUACCUUCAGCACAGUACAAGAUGAUCAAAACUAUAGUUCAGCUCAAGUUAAUAUAAAGCAAACCUACCUAAGCACCUCACAAAAUCCUUCAGAAAAUCUUGCAAGUAUAUCUAAGGGAACCCGCAGCCAAUCGCCGAAUAUAUUCGCGAGUUCAGAAGACGAAUUAGAAGAAGUUGAUAUUCCAAAAAUGGCAUCUCGUAAUGAAUACGAAACAAAUGUAUACCAAGAAGCUAUUUCAGUCGUAUCGCCUUUGAAUAAUACAGAUACUAGAGAAAAUGAGAACGCCACAAGUCCUAUUUCGAGUAUUAUAGAUUUAACUCAAGAAGAAGAGCAUGUGUCUAUCGAUGGUGAAAGCUUUAAGAUCUUAGUGGACAAUAUUACACCAAAUGCUACAAAUACAAGCAAUUUAGACAACUUAAACAAAUCCGGUUCAAGUUCCGAACUGGCAUUAAGUACUGGGAAAGUGAGUAUUGAUAGAGAGGAUAGUUCUGAAGAUUGCAUAGUUUUGUCAGAUGACGAAAUCAAUUACUCUAUUUGGAGAGCAGAUAUGGAUAGUUUUAGUCAAGCGGCAGCAAAUGGUUUACUCAAUGAGGACCAUGAAUGUGUGGUACCAGAGCCUUGCGAAUUGCACAUUAAUACAUCUAGAUUAGCGAAUCGUUCGGCCGAGCUUCUUGAAUAUGGAAUUUUAGACAAUAUAUCAGAAACAUUUACACAACCUUCUGAGAUUAACAAUAGUCCCACCCAUCAACCCGAAUUAUCGCCAACGUGGCUCGCACCAGUCGGUUUAGAUGGCUUGUUAAAUGGAGAUAUAAGUUUAAAUAACACGAAAGAAGAAAGAAAUACCUUAGAUGUUCAAUCUUACACAAGACCUUUGGAAGUUUCAGCAUAUCCUCCUGAUGAAUAUGAAAUAUCAGGUAGGAUAUAUACCACCCGCAUUGUCACUGAUCCUAAACCGGAGUUUAUGCAUCAAUCAGAAUCAGAAAUAUUGAAACAACUUUAUCAAUAUGGCAUCAAACCUUUAAAACGGAAACAAGCUGUCAAGUUGUUGGAGUUUAUAUAUAAUUCAACACAUCCACUAAUUCUCAAAGAAACUCCCAAUUGUAGUAAACAAAACGAAAACUAUCGCAUUCCUGAACAAUCUAAUAAAGGUCAUUCGAAUCAUAUUAUUCCAUCUACAAAUAAAUUACAGCUAAAGGAUUGUUUUGGCUGUCAAAUACAGCUAUUUAAAAAUGAUUUACAACUCGAUUUGGAUUGUGAGGACUAUAUAUUUCAGACGAAUGUUACUAAGAAGACGUCACGGCCGCUGUUACCUCUUCAUAUCGCCUGGCAUAACCUCGUUUCCUCUAGUAUAAUUUUGAGUGAAACUAUACUCACGUAUCAGCCCAUAGACUUGCAAGAAAUUUACGUAUUUUUGAAGGAAAUCGGAUAUCGUUUCGACCCAAAGGACAUAAAAGCUUUCCUUGACAAGCGCUGCAUAAUUUUUCGCUAUGAUAUGACCCAACCCGAUCGUCAGGCGGAACGCCAUACCCGAAAACAUAAAAAAGCUACUAAAAGAUAGCGAAUUGUUAUGAACUAAAUAUUUUAAUUUUUUUACUUAUGUAUGUGGUUAAUUUUCAAAACUGCCUCACAAUUAUUAAAA